This is a messenger RNA of Sphaeramia orbicularis (orbiculate cardinalfish), 1997 nucleotides long. Its product is annotated as sperm mitochondrial-associated cysteine-rich protein. The record is from RefSeq and is a predicted model, not a curated record. Bases 271 to 630 code for a protein of 119 amino acids. NCBI's taxonomy places the organism in Eukaryota, Metazoa, Chordata, Actinopteri, Kurtiformes, Apogonidae. The transcript has 5 exons.
UUUGCUCCUCCUCGGGAUCCGUAGAACUCCAUGGCAACGCAAAGUAGCGCCCAAGCUAAUCCCAGUUUGUUUGAGUUUCAGCUCCGUUUUCUGCCGUUUUCUUCUGUUUUACUUCAUUUAAUGACUGAACAGGACGUCGGGACUUAAAUUAAACAUGUACCAGUGUUAGUUUAACUCCGAUAAGAGUCUUUAAAGACGCUUCUGGAGCCUCGGAUGGGGUCAUGUGACAUGUGACGCCGUGGACGUGAAGUGUCCUCUGAGUUAAAGACCAUGGAGGUCUUGUCCAUCUGGCAGCUGUCCGUCCCUCUGCCGGCCAUCAUGCUGAUCACCGUCACCCUCUACAUGAUCGUGGUGGGGAUCGGACUCUGGAUCCGGUUCUGUCUAAAGGACCGCUGUUCCUUCUCCUGUGGUGACUGUUGUCCGGACGUCUCCGUCUCCGAACAGUGUUACAAAAUGGCGGAAACCUGCGACUGUCGGACGCCGUCCCUUCGUUCCUGUCUGGUUGAUACGUGUCCUUCUCCUUCAGCGUGUCCUACUCCUUCUUGUGCGACUCUGGACUGCGCCUGUACGUGUCAUCCUCCAGAAUGUGACUCCUGUAACUGUCUCUGCUUCGAGAUCAGGAUCAAAUAAAAGAAGCAGAAGAAGAAGAAGCAGCAGAGGGAGGUGAACCGAUGCCAACGAAGCUCUGGACAUCUGUAUUUUUUAAAGACCCUUUUCCAGAUGUCGUGUUGAAGUUGUGUUCAGAUGAUGAAACUUCUCCAUCACAGUGUCCAUAUUUAAACACCACGAGGCCGUUUUACAUUUAGUCCAACUGACCUUCUCCUCCUUUGACUCUUAAGUGCCUUCUUUGUUCUGUACAUGGAGGUCAAAGGUUAAACCAGUGUCUGACUUUGGUUCCAGAUGUUUGUUCAAAUGUGUCACAUCCUCAUCUUCUGGAAUCCAUUAGUCUUUCCGUUAAGGCUGUACAAUUAAUCGGAUUUUAAUCAUUGUCGCAAUUUUGGCUGCCACGUUUUAAUUAGCUUGAUCGUCGGUUUAUAUUUCCAUUUAAAGUGCGGGCUCUGCUGUAGAUCUAAUCAAACACUGUCUCAUCCAGUAGUCAGCCAACCACCAGGGGGCGAACACACAGUUAAGGCUUCAUUAAACUGCAUAAAAAACAAACAAACGCACCCUGCAGCGGUGGACUGAUGAGAGCCACUCAUGUGGAGAGAAGAAGCCUCAGCCCCAGCCUUAACCCUAACCCCUACCCUAAACCUGAACCCAACCCCAAGCCCCAACCCUACCCCUAAACCUGAACCCAACCCCAAGCCCCAACCCUACUCCUAACCCUAACCCUUAUCGAAAGAAUGAAAACCAACUCUUUUUUUUUUUAUUUUAUUUUGGAUUUGCACCUGAAUGAUAAAAUAACAAGUCAUUUUUUUCAUUUUCUGAUUGUGGAUUCUCAGUUGAAUAAGAAAAGAGCGAAUGAUACACAGAUUGGGGAUCAAAGUCAGAUGCUGCUUUGAGGCCAGAGCGUCUUUAAUCGACCUCAAACUAAAGACAGUCGCUGGGUUUACGUAUAAACCUGAGAAAAGCUGCAGCAUCGGCUAAAACCAACCAAACUGAUAUUUAUACCAUCUGUUUUUAAGUGUCAUAAACCUGUUUAUUUAGGUGAAGUCAGUUUUGUUUUGUUUUUUAUCCCCGUAGGGACAUUCAUUCUGUCCAUUUACCCAUAAUACACACAGUACCUAGUGCUAGCGUUACCAUUAGCAUUAGUAGUGGUGAGUUUCCAUUGAAGGCGCUCAUUAACUGAAUGCAGAUCUUCAUAAACACAGAUCUGUUCACCUCCAGUUUCAGGAUGAUUCUGUAAAGAUCUCAGACUUUGCCCUGAAUCAGUUCAAUUAUUUGUUGAAUUUUCCAUCACAUUUUCUAUUAAUGUUUAAUAUUUACUGGUUCUGUGAACUGUUUUUAUAUGAGUCAAAUGUAGAAAGUCUGCCACAAUAAACAUAAAAAACACUGAA